AUGCACUCCUCUGUAGCUGAAGAGUCCCCUGUGUCCCGCCUGGUCCGAGAGGGGAAACAUAAUGUUAAGGUGCACCUUGGGUAUCAAGCAUUGUGGCUUAGCAUCACCUUGCAAAGACAGGCACUUUCAAGUGGGAAAGCCUUCCUUUGUCUUUUUCACUUAGUUUUUCCCCAUAUUAAUCCUGUUGAUAACUGCCCCACCCCAGUCUAUCAGGUGUUUGAGAGUGUAGCCAAGAAGUAUGAUGUGAUGAAUGACAUGAUGAGUCUCGGCAUCCAUCGUGCUUGGAAAGAUUUGCUGAUCAAGAAAAUGCACCCAUUGCCGGGGACCCAACUGCUCGAUGUGGCUGGCGGCACAGGUGACAUUGCAUUCCGGUUCCUUAGGUAUGUUCAGGCACAGCAUCAGAGGAAACGGAAGAGGCAGUUAAGGGCUCAGCAAAAUUUAUCCUGGGAAGAAAUUGCCAAAAAGUACCAGAAUGAAGAGGAUCCCUUGGGUGGUUCGCUUGUCAUAGUCUGUGACAUCAACAGGGAGAUGCUAAAGGUUGGACAGCAGAAAGCCUUGGACCAGGGACACAGGGCAGGACUUGAAUGGGUACUGGGAGAUGCUGAAGAACUGCCCUUUGAUGAUGACAAAUUUGAUGUGUACACCAUUGCUUUUGGGAUCCGGAAUGUCACGCACAUUGACCGGGCACUCCAAGAAGCCCAUCGCGUCCUAAAGCCAGGAGGACGGUUUCUCUGUCUGGAGUUUAGCCAAGUGAAUGAUCCUCUCAUAUCCAGGCUUUAUGAUCUGUACAGUUUCCAGGUCAUCCCUGUCAUUGGUGAGGUCAUUGCAGGAGACUGGAAGUCCUAUCAAUACCUUGUGGAAAGUAUUCGGAAGUUCCCAAAUCAGGAAGAGUUCAAGGAGAUGAUUGAAGAUGCAGGUUUUCAGAAGGUGACCUACGAAAGCCUGAGCACAGGGAUCGUGGCCAUUCAUUCUGGCUUUAAACUUUAGCUCCCUUCCUGUUGUACAGCAUGAACAGUCAUUUCUGCUGAGGAACUGGAAGAUGGUCUGUCUCCCUGGUGAGCCUGGCUGGGCAUCUAUUUCCCCUUAUGGCUGUAAAACCUCGGAUUCAUGCUCUGCAUUGACCAGUCUCAAAAAGGCAGAUACAAACCCUGCCAUUU
Onychomys torridus (southern grasshopper mouse) is the source of this 1157-nucleotide messenger RNA. RefSeq names its product coenzyme Q5, methyltransferase (gene Coq5). The coding region runs from base 1 to 987 and encodes 328 amino acids. Gene Ontology annotation, biological process: ubiquinone biosynthetic process. Gene Ontology annotation, molecular function: methyltransferase activity. The transcript has 7 exons. Lineage: Eukaryota; Metazoa; Chordata; Mammalia; Rodentia; Cricetidae. The record is from RefSeq and is a predicted model, not a curated record.